Molecule: messenger RNA, 1498 nt
Organism: Ipomoea nil (Japanese morning glory)
Lineage: Eukaryota; Viridiplantae; Streptophyta; Magnoliopsida; Solanales; Convolvulaceae
Product: exopolygalacturonase-like
Exons: 3
Coding region: 82-1296 (404 amino acids)
Biological process (GO): carbohydrate metabolic process
Molecular function (GO): polygalacturonase activity
Source: RefSeq, a predicted model, not a curated record
UCUGUAUCUCAACCAGUAUAAAGGAAAAUAAAAUAAAAUAAAAUAAAUACACAAAAAAAAAAAAAAAAAAAAAAAAAAGAGAUGGGUUCCAAUGCGAUUCAAGCUGCAUUGAUUUUUUUCUAUGUGACAUAUCUUGUAGCAACAAUACAGGGCGUUGAAGUUAACGUUAAAACAUCUGGUGCAAAAGGUGAUGACGAUGGCGAUGAUACUGCGGCUUUUAAGAAAGCUUGGGAUGAGGUAUGCAAAGCGACAGAGCCGAGCACGCUCAAGGUUCCGGAAGGCAAGUAUAGGUUGGGUCAGAUUGGGUUUCUAGGUCCUUGUAAGAGUGCCGUAACAUUUGAUGCGGAAGGUGCCAAAUUGAUCGCGCCAACCGAUCUCAGUCAGUUCAAAACAAAAGAUGGAUGGAUUUUGUUCAGCAUGAUUAAAGACUUUACGCUCUCCGGCGGUACAUAUAACGGCCAAGGUUCCGCCGCCUGGAAGAUAAACAAGUGUAAGGAGAAUAUGAAUAAUCCCCUUUGUAAAAACCUCCCCAUUAACAUGAACUUGGGUACGUUGACGAACGCGGUGGUGAAAGGAAUAAAGUCUGUGGACAGCAAGUUUUUCCACAUGAAUGUGAUACAAUGCAAGAACCUGACGUUGAAUAAAAUCAAAAUCCGUGCGCCGGCGGACAGCGCAAACACCGACGGAAUCCACAUCGGGCGUUCCGAAGGGGUUACGGUGGACGAUGCCGAAAUUAAGACCGGCGAUGACUGUAUCUCCUUCGGGGAUGGCGCCAAGAAGGUGACCAUCGAAAAUGUGAAGUGCGGCCCCGGCCACGGAAUCGCUAUCGGAAGUUUAGGAAGAUACCCUAACGAACAACCGGUGGAGGACGUGUCCAUCAAAAACUGCAAACUCAUCAAUACUAUGUUCGGAGUUAGGAUCAAGACGUGGCCGGCAUCUCCAGAGGGCGUCGCCACCCGCAUGCACUUCGAAGAUGUGAGGAUGGACAACGUGAGCACCCCAAUUUUGAUCGAUCAACAAUACUGCCCCUGGAAUCAAUGCAAGGCUGGCGUCCCGUCGAAAGUAAAGAUCAGUGACGUUAGCUUCAAGGAAAUAAAGGGGACGUCGGCGACGAAGGUGGCAGUGAAGUUACUAUGCAGCCCUGGAGUACCGUGUGAAAAAGUAGAGAUGUCCGGGGUGAACUUGGAAUACCAUGGAACCAAUGGCAGCGCCAUAUCGGAAUGUUGCAACGUGAAGCCAACACUCUCUGGCAAAAACGUCCCUCCAAUUUGUGAUGACGCUAAAGCUUCUGCGUAAGCACGUCUCCAAGAAGAAGUAUUAGACUUUAUUUAAUUUGUAAAUAAACAACUUAGAUCUGUCAGUGUGGACUUAUGUAUAGAUAUGGAUGCACCAGAUCAGAUAACCCACAACUGAUAAGGUGAAAUUUGUUAUGCUACUAUUUAUCAAUAGUACCAUACAUUUUUUUUCAAUUUCAAUUCUUUCCUACUUUAUAUUUCAA